Drosophila ficusphila is the source of this 1623-nucleotide messenger RNA. RefSeq names its product pancreatic lipase-related protein 2. Lineage: Eukaryota; Metazoa; Arthropoda; Insecta; Diptera; Drosophilidae. Gene Ontology annotation, biological process: lipid metabolic process. Bases 217 to 1398 code for a protein of 393 amino acids. The record is from RefSeq and is a predicted model, not a curated record. The transcript has 6 exons. Gene Ontology annotation, molecular function: lipase activity.
CGAGAACAGAGCGUUUUCCCUAUCGAUCGUAAUCGCGAUUUGCGUUAGCUAAGCCAACAAUAGCGAAUAAAUGAACAAGACAAGGCGGAAACCGAUUUGAAUGUUGAUUUUCGCGUACGGGAGUGAAUUGAAACUGCACGCCCAAAUCGGGGGUUCAUCGUACGCAAACCGUCGUAGAACUUGAGCCAAUAUUUAAACUAUUUUAUCGUUUUCGCCAUGGUGUUGCCGGCCGCCUCGACAUUAUGCAACGUAUUUACAUUUCUGCUCGCUGGCUCCCCAAUCUUCUACAGCGCCGCUCCGCGUGGAUCCUGCUCGACGUGCUGUGCGAUUAAGGAGCGCGAGGACAUCAAGUUCAUGCUGUACACCAGCCGGAACCGCAAUGCCGCCCAAAUGCUCCACCUGAGCGACGAGGCCCGGCUGGCGCAGAGCAAUUUCAAUUUCAAUUACCCGCUGGCCAUCUAUCUGCACGGUUUUUCGGAAUCGGCCACCGGCGAACGGCAGAGCAGCCAGGAGCUGAAGGACGCCUUCCUGCGGAGGGGCAACUACAACGUCAUCCUCAUCGACUGGAGCGCGAUGACGGCGGUGCCCUGGUACUCGAAUGCCGUGGAGAACCUCCCGGUGACGGCCCGCUACCUGGCCAGGUUCCUGCGCUUCCUGGUGGACAGGGGCUAUCCCGCCAAGUACAUCCACCUGAUUGGCUUCAGCCUGGGCGCCGAGGUGGCCGGGUUCGCCGGCAAGCAGCUGCAGGAGUGGGGCAUCAAGCUGCCCCGGAUCACGGCCCUCGAUCCCGCCCUGCCGCUCUUCGAGGGCAACAGCUCCAACCGGCGGCUGAGUCCCAGCGACGCCAGGUUCGUGGACGUCAUCCACACGGACGGAGGCCUCCUGGGCAACCCGGCGCCCAUGGGGCAUGCGGACUUCUAUCCCAACGGAGGGAGGCCACUGCAGCCGGGUUGUGCCAAGCAGAAUAUUGCCAACAACUGGUUGGGGAUAAUUGUUGGUUGCAGCCACCAGCGAGCGUGGGAGUACUUUGUGGAGAGUGUGGCGCAACCCCGAGGCUUCCCCGCCCAGCGCUGCGAGCCCUCCGAAAUGUUUGGCAUUUGCCGGGAGCCGGGAAAAGGCCCCGCCCUCAUGGGCCUGGGGGCGGAUCCCAGGAUUCGUGGCAAGUUCUUUCUGGAUACGAACGACGCCAAGCCGUUUGGACGGAGCAGCCGGACGAGGGCAACUGCCUCGUUGGCUCCUCGGCUGCCCAUUGCCUACAAAUUGCCACCUAAUGCCACCAGACAGCCAUCUGUCAGUCGGUGGCUUUCGGGCCAGCAGGAGCGGGACGAAGGACGCGAGGAGGCGGACGAGGACAACAACACUCUGAGCAACAACAUUGACAGGUUCUCACUGACGUGACGAAAUUCGGUUGGUUCUCGAAGAAUGCUCGAGUGGGGCAAUUUCCCCUUCCCCAGAGUGUCCUCCAGCAUUGGAUGAGAUUUAUGUGGGCGCUUGACUCCCCAACCCCACCCACGAUUCAGCUCCAUGUUGCAUUUGCAGGCAACAGUUCUUGUGAUCUUCCUUUUAAGUAUUUCUAGCACGUAAUCAGGGCAUUUGUAAGCCGUUUGAAUAAAUAUUCCUAAG